UUUGGUCUUUUUUUUUCUUUAUGAUCAAUUGGGAUGUCAUCAGACAAUAUUCAUGGACUUGUUUUGGCUGUCUCUUCAAGCAUUUUUAUUGGAUCUAGCUAUAUUAUCAAGAAGAAGGGUCUUAACAAAUCUGGAGAAAAUGGAACAAGAGCUAGUCAAGGAGGGUACUCUUAUUUGUAUGAACCCUGGUGGUGGGCAGGGAUGAUUACUAUGAUAGUUGGGGAGGUGGCUAAUUUUGCAGCUUACGCGUAUGCUCCUGCAAUUCUCGUAACACCAUUGGGAGCUUUAAGUAUUAUUUUCAGUGCAGUGCUAGCACACUUCAUUCUGAAGGAGAAAUUACACAUCUUUGGUAUUCUUGGAUGUGCUCUAUGCGUGGUCGGCUCUACUACUAUUGUUUUACAUGCUCCACAGGAAAGAAACAUUGAAUCUGUCGAAGACGUUUGGCAGCUUGCAACAGAGCCAGGUUUCCUUGUAUACACUUGCCUAGUUGUGAUUGUGGUAUCAGUUCUUAUUUUUCGAUAUGUUCCACGCUAUGGCCAAACUCAUAUGAUAGUUUAUGUUGGAAUCUGCUCUCUCAUGGGCUCUCUUACGGUAAUGGGUGUUAAAGCAGUAGGAAUCGGAUUGAAGCUGUCGUUUGAAGGAAUGAAUCAAUUUAAAUACUACCAAAUAUGGGUUUUCACAUUGGUUGUGAUCUUCUGUUGUCUUUUGCAGCUGAACUACUUGAACAAGGUAAAUGUUGAAAAUAUUUAG
Molecule: messenger RNA, 750 nt
Organism: Durio zibethinus
Lineage: Eukaryota; Viridiplantae; Streptophyta; Magnoliopsida; Malvales; Malvaceae
Source: RefSeq, a predicted model, not a curated record